Molecule: messenger RNA, 2180 nt
Organism: Electrophorus electricus (electric eel)
Lineage: Eukaryota; Metazoa; Chordata; Actinopteri; Gymnotiformes; Gymnotidae
Gene: prpf4
Product: pre-mRNA splicing tri-snRNP complex factor PRPF4
Biological process (GO): mRNA splicing, via spliceosome
Cellular component (GO): U4/U6 x U5 tri-snRNP complex
Molecular function (GO): U6 snRNA binding; U4 snRNA binding; protein binding
Source: RefSeq, a predicted model, not a curated record
GUAUACCCAGAGAGCUUCGUCGAGCAUUGUACUUAAAAUAGCUACCUAACUAUCUCGGAUGAUGGGUUUAUAACCGUUAAACUGAGCUGUCUAGCUUGUUAGUACUGUCAAUAUCUUAAAGACUACUUAUUCUAAAUAUUUUUUCAAGUGGCUUGAGCUGGAGGAGGUGUGGUUGUACUGACUUCACAGAGAAACAUUUAACAUGUCGGAUGAAGAAGAAGCGCCAGCGGUGAAAAAGGCUCGGAUCUUCUAUGGAAGCAUCGAAGAAAAGGAGAAAGAACGUCUUGGUCGUGAGGGAGCCACCUCCUCUGUGAAAGAUGCUAUUAAGGCUGGAAUUGAGGCUGGCAAUAUUAACAUUUCCAGUGGUGAGUCCCUGGAGCUAGAGGACCGUGUAAGUGAGCGUCAGGCUGAGGUGCUGGCCGAAUUUGAGCGUAGAAAAAGAGCUCGACAAAUCACAGUCUCUACUGAUGAUGCUGAAGUCAAAGCCUGCCUGCGUGCUCUGGGAGAGCCAAUCUCACUGUUCGGUGAAGGCCCCGCUGAAAGACGAGAGAGAUUGAGGAAUAUCUUGUCAGUAGUAGGGCCUGAUGCCUUGAAGAAAUCCAAGAAAGAUGAAGACAAAGCAAAGCGUUCCCAAGAUGAUUCUCAGCAAACAUGGUACCAUGAGGGCCCUGACACUCUAAAAGAGGCACGUCUCUGGCUAGCUAAAUAUUCAUUGCCCAGAGCCGUGAUGAGGUUAGAUGCUGCACGUGCUCAGAAAGAGGUUCCAGAAUCAACACGCACCAUAAGGCAGCAAGAGCUUCACAAGUCUCUCAGGAACUUGAAUAACUUCUGCAGUCAGAUUGGAGAUGAUCGUCCGAUAUCCUACUGCCAGUUCAGCCCUAACUCCAAACUCCUAGUGACUGCUUCAUGGAGUGGGCUGUGCAAACUCUGGAAUGUCCCAGAUUGUAGCCUUGUCCGCACAUUAAGGGGUCACAAUACUAAUGUUGGAGCAAUUAGUUUCCAUCCACAAGCCACUCUUACUCUUGAGGAGACAGAUGUCAACAUGGCCUCUUGUGCUGCAGAUGGAUCUGUUAAACUGUGGAGUUUAGAUAGUGAUGAGCCUGUCGCAGACAUUGAGGGUCACUCCAUGAGGGUGGCUCGGGUUGCAUGGCACCCUUCUGGUCGCUUUCUGGGUACAACUUGUUAUGACAACUCAUGGCGACUGUGGGAUCUUGAGGUCCAAGAGGAAAUUCUUCAUCAGGAAGGCCACAGUAAAGGUGUCCAUGAUUUGCAUUUUCAUCCUGAUGGGUCCUUAGCAGGAACUGGUGGCCUGGACUCUUUUGGUCGCAUAUGGGACCUGAGGACUGGUCGCUGUGUCAUGUUCUUGGAGGGCCACCUUAAAGAGAUAUAUGGAAUCAAUUUCUCCCCAAAUGGUUAUCAUGUGGCCACGGGGAGCGGUGACAACACAUGUAAAGUGUGGGACUUGAGGAAGAGGACAUGCAUAUACACAAUCCCUGCUCAUCAGAAUCUGCUGUCCUCAGUCAAGUUCCAGCCUACGGAUGGUCAUUUCUUGCUCACUGGUGCGUAUGACAAUACAGCUAAAGUGUGGACCCACCCUGGCUGGUCUCCUCUCAAGACUCUGGCAGGGCAUGAGGGCAAGGUGAUGGGACUGGAUCUGUCCCCUGAUGGACAACUAAUUGCCACCUGUUCCUAUGACCGCACCUUCAAACUCUGGGUGUCUGAGUGAAAAACAUGGAGCUAUAAUGGAGUGUUUCUAUUUUUUUAUCUUCAUUGUUGGAUUGGAUCUUUUUAAAGAUUUAUUUCUUGUUUAUUUGUUUUUCUUUUGGCAAAACAAGUGCUGUUCACACUUUUAUAAGAUUUAUUCAGGUAUCUUUUUCAUUGACCUUGUUUUGCUUUUAUUAAAACAUUAAGACAGGAGGCAUUCACUCUUAUUUUGUCUGUGUUAUCAUGUUAUAAAAGUAUUGAAUUUCCGUCAUAUAUGAUGUCCCAAACAAUUGGGAAAAUCAAUGAGAACAGUGAAAAUAGAAUUUCUGUGAUGAGUACAUUGUCUGUGGAAGCAUUGUAUAUUCAUUGAUUUUUGUCCUUGUCCUAGUCAGGUCAUGUUUAGAGCCUAUAGUCUUGAGUUUUGUUUGUCAUAUUUUCAUUGAAAUCUAAACAUAUUAAAGGUUAUGUUUAUUUCA